AUGUACGUCAGCACAAGUCGAAGUGUGGUGACCGCGGUAGCUGGUAUUGGGUCGGGUGGGUCCUGGGCUGCUCGGAGUCUGUUUCCCCGGGUAGUCGCGAGGGUAGGCCUGAAGAGAGGUGAGCACAGGCGUCUUCGUAUCAUGUGCAUCGUACCGCGUACGGCGGCGCUCGGCGGGGUUGCAAAAACACACACGUGCGUGGAGCGGGAGGAUCCAAAACUGAGAGGAAGCAGCACCCCCGUCCAUCAAGCCGUCCAGCAAAAGAUGAAGAUCCCCUUUGCCUCCGGCCACAGAGACGAAGGCUUCGUCUCUCUCCGACUUUGCAACGGCCGAAAUGUCAAAACCGAGCACCGCUGGGGACCUGACCAGCAAAGAUCUCCCCAUAUGCCGCAUAGAUAA
Volvox carteri f. nagariensis is the source of this 399-nucleotide messenger RNA. RefSeq lists its product as uncharacterized. The transcript has 4 exons. The record is from RefSeq and is a predicted model, not a curated record. NCBI's taxonomy places the organism in Eukaryota, Viridiplantae, Chlorophyta, Chlorophyceae, Chlamydomonadales, Volvocaceae. The coding region runs from base 1 to 399 and encodes 132 amino acids.